AUGCUUGUGGCAUGGGUGUUCGUGGGUGCAGCUAAGGAACAGACUGAUUGUAAAGAGGUGCGAUCUACUUUCCACUCCCUGCACCCAGGAGUGAGAUGGGUACCAGAGUCACCUGUAUCAGGAGCAGAUCUGCAGGUCUGUAUUACAAAGGGCUCAACAUGUUGCACCAGAAAAAUGGAGGAAAGGUAUCAAGUAGCAGCUCGAUUAAACAUGGAACAACUUCUCCAGUCAGCCAGCGCAAAGCUCAAAUUUCUGAUUAUUCAAAAUGCUGCUUUAUUCCAAGAAGCUUUUGAAAUGGUUAUACGGCAUGCAAGAAAUUACACAAACUCGAUGUUCAAGAGACAUUACCAAAGUAUCUCUUCAAGCACUUUUAUAUUUGUCAGUGAAAUAUUUACAGACAUUUCCCUCUACGUUUUAGGAUCAGACAUUAAUGUAAACGAUAUGGUAAAUGAGUUUUUUGACAGCUUGUUCCCAGUGUUAUACACUCAUUACUUAAAUCCUGGAGUUCAAGAAACUGUGGAAAAUAUAGAGUGUCUCCGGCUUGCAAGGAGGGACACUAAUGCAUUUGGUCAUUAUCCUAAGACUAUAAUGACACAAGUAUCUAAAUCCUUACAGGCGUCCAGGGUCUUCCUUCAAGCACUGAAUCUGGGAAUUGAGGUGAUUAACACAACUGAUUAUUUGAAAUUUAACAAGGAUUGUGGAAGAACUCUUCUGAAAAUGUGGUACUGCGCCCACUGCCAAGGGCUUGUUUUUGCUCGGCCUUGCUUUGGCUAUUGUGGGAUGGUAAUGCAAGGAUGUCUUGCUGGCAUGGUGGAAAUUGACACCCAUUGGAAUCAAUACAUAGUAUCACUUGAUAGGCUCACUAAAGAAAUGCAUGGAAUUUAUGACAUGGAACACGUUCUGCUCAAUCUCUUCUCACUUAUUCAAGAUGCCGUGGGACUUGUUGAAAAAAAUGGAGCAAAACUUUCAAUAGUAAUAAAUAAAUUAUGCAGUCUUUCUAAACAAAGAGUUUCAAGAUCAGCACACGCUGCGAACCAGCUACAUAUUAAUAAGAAAGUAUUUCAGAGCUCAUACAGUGAGCAGGAGACCCUUUCUGGGAAGAGGAGGGAAUUUAUUAUGAAGUUGAAAACUUAUAACAAUUUUUACAGCAACUUACCAGUACACGUCUGCAGGUAUAGCCCUGUUAUGGAAAAUGACACAUCCUGUUGGAACGGACAUGAGAUUGCAGAAAGGUACAAUCAUCAGACAGUGAAAAAUGGUUUUAAGAGUCAGACAAACAACCAGGAUGGAAAGACUCGAGGAUCUGAACCAAUUAUCAGCCAAAUCAUUGAUAAACUGAAUCAUAUUAAUCAGCUGCUGAAAUCAAUGUCAAUACAACUUCGAAAAAACACUGGUAGAAUUGUGGAGGAAGACGACUCUGUUAGUGGAAACUGUGAUGAUGAAGAUGAAUGUGAUAUUGGAUCCGGUAAAAGUGGAUUAAGAAUUCAGAAUCCAUUGCGUUUCGUACCAGAUCUGGAAUAUGAUUUGGAUAUUGAUGAUGUUCCAUUUAAUAAACACAUUCGAAAUCAGAAGAACCAGAACAGCAGAGAGAUCACCAAUCUUCAGUCUAGAAGCGAUGAUAAAGUGACUAUAUCAGCCGCUCAGUUCCUUCACAUCAUAAUUAUAAUGUUAGGGCUUCUCAUUAUAAUUUGAUUUCUUUACACCACUAUGUAAAAUAUUGCUAGCUGAAUUUUACAGUUUGUAACAUUUCCAACUCAUUGUAAAGGCUCCUGGAAGCAAAACCAAUUUUAUAUAUUUAAAAAAAAAAUGUUAUUAAUGUAUUAAUAAAGAAAAAACGUUAAUCCAGAA
Bombina bombina (fire-bellied toad) is the source of this 1848-nucleotide messenger RNA. RefSeq names its product glypican 3 (gene GPC3). Gene Ontology annotation, cellular component: cell surface; plasma membrane; extracellular region. The record is from RefSeq and is a predicted model, not a curated record. Gene Ontology annotation, biological process: positive regulation of canonical Wnt signaling pathway; cell migration; regulation of protein localization to membrane. The transcript is spliced from 8 exons. Lineage: Eukaryota; Metazoa; Chordata; Amphibia; Anura; Bombinatoridae. Bases 1 to 1692 code for a protein of 563 amino acids.